AUGGAGUUUCAGAUGAAUCGGGAAUCGGAAGUUCUCAGGAAUCAAAAGGAAUUUCAGAGAUUUCGGAAAAAGUUGUUUGAAGUGCACCUUAAACCUGGAAAAGUUAUCGCGAAGAAAUUUGAAAACUACAUUGACGAGAAUGAAUACGAAAUGCCAUCGUCUGACGAUAUUCGGCCACCGCACGCCGACGGGACUGCAGCCCUGAGCGCGUUGGAAACGAAUGAAGCCACCGCGGAUGCCGAUGAUGUAACCACCACCGUGGACGUAACCACCGCCAAAGAUCUAGAGUUGGCCAAGGACGGCGAUAAAGAAUCGCAACAUGGAGUGGAGUCGACCGCGUGGAUGGCUGGCAUACUUGACGAUAGCGCCGCGGCGAUCGCUGAUUAUCACCGUGAAUCGUUUAAGGAAACUCCCAUAGCCGGUUAUGACGACGACGACGACGAUGACGAUGAUGAUGACUAUGGGGAUGCCCAUGACGACCAUGCUGACGUAAACGAAAAUGCACAUGAGGAGAUGAAACUGGAAUGCGAGUCUGUUACAGAUUAUGAACGCGCUGGAACGAGCCUUCGGGAAAUGCCGUCCCUCGACUACAGUCUCGACUCCAAAGACCCGUUUGCCGUAUCACGGUUGAUCGGGACGUCAGAGCUGACCGUCUACGAAGCGUUCGGGGCGGCGUGCGUGUUGGGCAUAUGGGUCGACCGUAUCGGCUUGAUGGACGCGAUGGACGGGACGGGAACACUGCGCGACUUAGACCGUCAUCCACCCUCCACCGCCACUGACGACGAGGAGCCCGAUACCACGUCGGACCGCGGUAAGGUUACCAAGUUGCUGGCGUUUGUGAGGGACACUCUCCGGCUGACAGUCCAGGAGUUGUGGUCGAGCGGGACGUACGACGAGCUGCGCCUGGUCAAUAACACGAUGCUUAGGGCGGUGCGCGAAGAACGACAACUAGAAGCGGAGUUGGCGUACAACCGGAACUCGUUAAGCGUUUUGCGGGUCACGAUAAAAGAACGGAAGAAACAUUACAACACUGAUAAAUGGCGCAUUCAAUCGGAUAUAAGCAAUUUAGACAAAAAGUUAGAGAAAACCAAGAAGCUAAUAGAUUUAGAAGCCGAUUAUAUACAGUCGUGGGAAAUGCAAUGUUUGAACGAGAAUGACGAGUUAUUAAAAGAAGAGGCAAACCGUCUCCGUCAGCCGAUACAACUACACGAUAGCACAGCUAUAGCAAAAAAUGUUAUAUUCCCUGAAUUAAUAGCAAACAUAGGUCUCAUUUUAGAAAAGUGGGAACGAAUGUAUGACAUACAAGUGAGCGCUAUCGACGUAGACACGUUGACUCUAGAAAGUGAAGAAGAACAAGAAAACGACAAGAUAAAAAAUUUGCAAGAAAUCUGCGACUGGAUGCAAAUUACAAUAGAUGAAUUCGAAGAACGUAAACAAAAAUACGAGGAGCGCAUAAGGUACGAAGCUCACAUUAAUAUGAUGGCCACUAGGAUACAAGCGUUCUGGAGAGGUACAAUGGUGAGGAGAUUUUUGGGUCGUUACAAAUAUCUAAGGAAACUAUUCGGAAAAAAAUUAAAGAAAAGAAACAAAUCAAAAAAAAAUAAAUUGAAAAAAAAAUGA
Metopolophium dirhodum (rose-grain aphid) is the source of this 1620-nucleotide messenger RNA. RefSeq lists its product as uncharacterized. Gene Ontology annotation, biological process: cilium organization. The coding region runs from base 1 to 1620 and encodes 539 amino acids. The record is from RefSeq and is a predicted model, not a curated record. The transcript has 3 exons. Lineage: Eukaryota; Metazoa; Arthropoda; Insecta; Hemiptera; Aphididae. Gene Ontology annotation, molecular function: protein binding. Gene Ontology annotation, cellular component: cytoplasm; motile cilium.